UGGUACUAGAAAAAAUAACAGCGACACCGACAGCAUCAAGCAACCAACACAAACUGAUUUCUCAUUUCGUAGCAUCAACCGCUAACUAUCCAGAUACUAAUUUUCGCUUUGGUUUGGUUCAAUUCUGUCCGCAGACAUGGUUUUCAGGCCAAUGAGUGGUAAUUGGUUAGCACUGUUAAGAAACAGUUAUGGAGGUAAAGCCGCGUACGCAACCUCAACAGCACCAAAGAUGAAAGCGUAUGCAGCUGCGGCUGAUUACGGACACAAGCAACAACAUGGGAAGUCGGCCAAACGGGACUUUGUGGCAAUUUACGUGGCGAUUGGGAUGAUAGCUCUGUCCACAGGGCUGGGUCUCCACACUGCGUGGCAGCAACUGAGGAAUUCCCCGACGGUGAGCGUGAAGAAGCAGAGGAGGGAGACCCUCCCCGAAGUGGUGGAACCCGACCACGUGGCGGAGGAGGCUGAGAAAUUCAUGAAGAAAUCCUUCUUCAGGAAGGUGGCGCACGUGCAAGAGCGUAGCUACCCUGAUCACCACCAAAUCCUUAGUCCCAUUCACGGAGAUGCCUAUACUUAUACCCCUCGUGUCGAGACCCUCAAGUCCGUUGGGGUCGAUCCCUCGCACGUGUGACUAGAUAAUUACUCUAGUUUUUGCUUUUCUUACAGGUUGUAAAUAGAACUCUUAAGUGUCUAUCUAUGUGACUUGUGCUCUGCCUUUUAAUAUCUCAGUUUUGUGUUAGUAAGUUAAAUGUGAAAAUUUCAUGCCAGGCCUCUCUGCGGGUAUUUUUACAAUUAGUAAGAAUCAAGGGAAUUAUCAAAAA
Molecule: messenger RNA, 818 nt
Organism: Glycine soja
Lineage: Eukaryota; Viridiplantae; Streptophyta; Magnoliopsida; Fabales; Fabaceae
Exons: 2
Coding region: 137-628 (163 amino acids)
Source: RefSeq, a predicted model, not a curated record